AAGCUAGCAAAUCCAUCUUGAAUUUUUCAUCCUUAGUUUCCAGUGCUCCGAUUAUUGUUUUUUAAUCUUUUAACUGCCUGGGGACAGGACAGCGUUGUAACACGGCCUUACUGCUGCAUAAACAGCGAUAGCUGCGCCUGUCCCUACUGGGUCCAGCGUGUCGCCAGUUUAACCAGCUGGCUUGGCUUGGUGGAUACUAAACCCAGGCAAUCUGCAAAACACACGAUUAACUCCAAUACUUUAAAUUGCGAAAGUCUGAAACGUGGCAUCUGCCUCAUAGGCCAUGUACAUGCAGAUAGUUAUUUUCUUACGCAGAACACGGGUAUUUCAGUCAGCCGCAUCACCCUGCGUUAGAUGGGGAUGCAUGUUAUUUUUUUGUACUGGGAUGGGGAAUCCGUUAGUGUCUUGGGCCGGUUUCGAGCUAGAAAUAGUAAUACUAGUACUGCCUCAAGUGUCGCCUUUUUACGGGAAAUGAACUUUUUGCGUUUGUGAAGUCAGAAUAAGCAGCGUCGGUAUUGCAAAUUUAGUCCUGAUGUUGCGGAGCUGCAGCACCGUUUUGGGGCGGAGGGACAGCAGCUUCGCCUCAGGCACUGGACAAGCCUGGACCAGUAGGAUCAUUGUCGAUGUUCGGGUUCGGCGAAGUGGUCGAUGCCCACGGACCCAGUCUUAGGUCCUAAAUGCCUGGUGGGUAUAUGAUCUUGUCAUGCUUUCAUCGGCUGAAAUGCACGGAAGGCCGGCGACUUCACGGUUUACAGAGCCCAUAUGAGCUCAUGCGUGCGGUGGUGGGGGCGAAUGAGGACGGAGAAAUGGUACGACCCCGCAACAAAGUCCACUUCCUACAGUAUAUGUUGCAGUUGUUUGCAACAAUAGUGACCCUCCAUUGGUAUACAGAUGAUGAGACCAAAAGAAAAUCUCGUCUUGAUUUGGAACUUUUUGCACUACUUGCUGUGUACUAUAUUUUUUUAAUCAGCUGAUAUAAUAUUGCACAUCACGCAGAAUAUAAUAAAACUCCCCAGUACAGUAUCCAUACUUUUUAAAAGGGAUUUACUUAAGUACAAAUGCGCAUCUUUAUUUUUAUCAAGAGAAACAAACUGGGCUUCACAUCAAAUCCUGUACUUUACCAUAUUCUUAUAGUGGAUCUUUAGAUUUAAUACAGUGGAGUAUAUAUCAUAAUCAAAGGUGGUAUAUUUUAGCUCCAAAUGGGCUGCAAUUCAGUUCAGGUCCAGUUUCUCAUUUAAAAAAAGAAAAAGUCAGUAACCAGGCCUCACCAGUCAAUAACCAGGUCUGAUAUAUAGCCAAAAAUAUAUAUUUUUUCUAAGAAUCAGACUUUUGUCUAAAAUGCAAAUAGUAAUCAUAACAAUUUAUUCUUCUUGUAGCUUCUGAAUUAACACAAUGACAAAGGUACUGAGUAUUCGCUGUCUUUGCUCCGUACUCUCAAUGUUUACCUUUAAGGCAGGGCCUGUUAAUAUUUGCUUGUGAUAUUUGUUCAUAAGCUAUACCUGUAUUUGUGAUUCAUUUUGGUAAACACUGCGUGGCAAACAUUUGCCUAAAUUAAAACAACUCUCAGUGAGAUAUUACAGUAUGUAAAAGUUUCAUAUUUAACUAUUAAACAGUCCUGUAAAUAAGAACAAUCAAGAAUAUGGGUCAUAUCUGUUCAGUAUCUCCCCUUCAGUUCCAAAUGAAUAUCAGGUACAACCAGCACUGUAUGUGUGUGCAUUUUCUAACUGACUAAAAUAUAAAUUUGUGUACUUAAACUUACUUAUAAGUCUGGAGAAACAAAGAAUUAGUGUAUGAGCAUGUGGCCAGUAAAGGCUUCUUUGAACAUUUAAUUAACUUUUUUAUAAAUCACUUGAGCAGCAAUGAAAAUUGAAACACGAAUGUGCUUUUGUUUGCAUUCUGUUAUAUGGCUGUAUACUGUAUCUCAUCUUCAUAACGCCUUCUUAUUUUCCAACUGUCCAGCCCCUACUCAAGGCUGGACGUGGCUGCCCUCCUUCUGUGAAUUUAAUCCCCCCCCCCCCCCCCAUUAAUGCAUGAUUGCAGCAUGAAUCUCUGUUGAAAUCAAAGAAGAAUAAGAAGUACAAUGGGUUGUUGUCUGUGCUGUACCACCAUAACGAGUGUCUUGUUAGGUGCUGCCUUGUACACUGACAAGUGUGGCAUUGUUGCCCCCCUUCAGCCAGUAAAAUGGGCCGUCGUCACCACUCUGUUCAAAUCAGAUCAAAUUCAAAUUUUAUUUGUCACAUGCAUCAUCAUACAUAGUACAACCUGCACUGAAAUGCUUUCUGUUACCAUUACGAUAAGCCCAAAGCUGAAACGGUGUCUGACGUUACAGGGACCUGAAUCAUGAAGCAGGAUUUCUUUGCUGGAUGACUUGUUGAACUUAAGGUAGUCUGGGCUAGAUAUAAGUCAAUGAAGAUAGUCGAUUUAAACUGGGGUACCUUAAAUCCGACAAGUUAUCUGGCUAAAAAAGAAAUCCAGUUUCACCAUACAGGUCCUAGGAGUAAGUAAUGAACCAAAAUAACACUGAUUUAAACAAGGAGCAAACAGCAUAGUGAGUAAAUAAACAGUAAAUAAAUGUAACAUAUAUCUGACCCCUCCUAGAAAAAAAUCUGGAAGUCAACAGGCCAACUUUGCAUGUUCCUAACAUGGUGAUGAGUCUGAUUAGGUCCACCUGUGUUUUAUUAAUUGAGGUGUCAGCUGAUAAAUCAACAUGGUGAUGCUGGAGCUCUCCCCAAAAGCCAGUCAUUCCAUUGCUGCUUCAUAUCCUGUCAUUUCUUUGGUUCUUCCUCCUCUUUGGAACAGCACUCUUGUCUGCGGUGUCAAAGCCAAGUCAACCAGUGCAGAGAAAAAUCUGAGAGGUUCAUUCUGGAGUAGAACCUCUUUUGGGCACUCCAGGGAUCCUCUGUAGUCUGGUGGUCAGGAUGCUCUUCUCACCACACCCAACGUCAUUGAGGCUGCCCUUUGAAGUGUCUGUGUUGUUGGAUGGUGUGUGGCUGAGAUGGUGGUGCCCCCCCUGCCCUCACCGUGACUCCCAGCCAUUCAGUCUUCCAGUGUGGGUUGUCCAUUCCUGAUCCUGGUCAGUGAUGGCACUAGGGCCCUUUCUUGCUUUCUGGCCUAUUAUCGGGCUGCUAGUGGCACAGUCUUCCUCCGAGACACCCUCAACAAUCCUGCCCCAGCCGACGGCCAUGAAUGUUACUCAGUGUGAACAAAUAUGUUCCUCUACUUCCGGCUGUAUCAACAUCCUGUUUAACAGCACCACUAAUGAGUGCCAGUUAAGUUGCGCUGGUGGCAGCUGCCAACGUAAAGCGGAGGAGGAGCUGUUGAGUACAGGCACCCCUGUAAAUAUCUCCACUGUUGCUGUCAAUGAAAGUGUAUCGAAAUCUGGUGGGGCGGCCUUCAGUUCAACUGCGGCACCCAAAAGUGAACCCCCCCCCGAAAAGGGAGUCCCAGUGAAUACAUCACAUGUAACCGUGCCUCUCCUAAGUACUGAGAAAAAGCCCGGGGCAACAGGUACUGUCACGACGGAGCUCCUGAGGACGGGCACAACCAAACCCCCACUGAUCACCACGGUCACCAUGAAUUCCUCGAUGACAACUGCAGCCAAUAUUACAACCAAGCCCCCUACAGUAACGUCAACCACCGUCACGGCAAAACCCUCAGACACGACCUCCCUGACGACCACCCCAAUCCCAGCAAAGUCCUUGAAGACACCCACUACCACGAUAAAGGAGCCAACAAAACGAUUAGGAGCCACUACGGUGAACAAAGUGCCGUCACCCUCCUCUCCGACGACCCCCAGCACUCAAGCUACCUCUAGGGUUCCUGCACACCCAGCAACUUCACCGCCGAAGAGUAGCCCGGGUAAGGAUGUCAGAGAACCAAAUAAAGCCAUUUUAGACAUUACUGCAAGCUCCCUGACCAGACAGGUGGUUGACACCAGCACUCUGCUAGCCAUCCUUAUCUUCGGCCUGCUUUUUUUUGUGGUCAGUGUGAUUCUCUUCCUCACACAAGCCUAUGAGAGCUACAAGAAGAAAGACUACACCCAAGUGGACUACUUAAUAAAUGGGAUGUAUUCAGAUUCAGGAGUUUAAUGGUAAAGAGUUUACAUUUUUGGUUCCUUUUUCUGUUGAGAACUGAUUCGUAAUGUUGUGGCAGCCUGACGUUCAGAGCACCGACGUUAACGCUGUGGUUUCCCAUGGUUCUGAAGGGACUUGUACAGUCCUACAUAGAGUUUGCACACCACAUGCAGGUCAGCUGUAGUCAAUGGGUCUUUUGAGGUUUCGUUUUUACAGUGAGACCUAGCAUGGGCCUAACUGAACCUGCAUGCUGGGAUCUUUGUGUGUUCAUCUUACCUACUUUUCUCUAUGCAGAUGGUGCUUCUCUAUCCAGUCAUUAAACCCUGAAGACUAAUAUUUUCUUCAGUCUAUCUCAAUCUAUACUUAAGCCAUCAAAUGUUAAGUUUUUGUUAAUGUAAAGGGUUUUUUUUUUUUAUAAACGUCAAAUCCUGGUUAUUGGUACAGAAAAAUGAAUAGCCUUUGUAGACAAUUCAAAGUUCUGUACUUGGGUUCUUUGGAAUGACUUGAUCAAUAAUGCCUUUACCUUCACUUGUUACUAGCUUUCUCACCACUUAUUACUAUUUUUAUUUUUUAUUUUUUUCCUUGUGACAUUCCACUUUGUCUUUUGAAGAGUGGACGCCAAAGCGCUCAGUGAAGGACCUAAGCACAUUCACAUAAAGCCCAGAAAGUUGCCCAGCCAUUCCUGGAAUCCACAAGCCCAUUUUUACCACCAGGAGGGUUUUCUCAACAAAUCAGAGAUUUGAACAAGGAAUGAUAUAGACUGGUUCAUCUAUUAUGUGCCAACCUGGGUCUGUGCAGUCUUACAAAUGCACAGUUAAAAAAUGGAACGGGUUUUGCAAUAAUAAAUUGUAAACAGGUCAUCUUUUAUUUCUUCCUCAGUUUUUAAAUUUGACCUGUUUUUGGCUGCCGGCAUGCGAAGCGGGUUCUGCUGCCUGUUCAUUUCCUCCCAUGUUUCUCAGGGUCGUUGCGUUAUUGUUUUUGUUGCGAUGCAUGACGAGGUGGGUGUGGCCUAUUCAUGGCUGUGAAGCUAAGUGAUUCAGUGUAUCCUGGGUUGAGUUUGAAAGUCUGGGAAUUUAAUUGGUAAGGAAGGAAAUGAGUAAGGCAAGAGGAAGGUACUUAGACACCUUCACGAGGUUCACUCACUCCAGGGAAGCUCUUGCACAAAAACUGAGGGGGGAAACAUGGCUUUCUUUAAAAGGUUAUUCCGAAUUGCUCCAACUUGUGAAGCUGCCAGCCCUCGAUUCCCCUUCUAUUCAGCAGGUCCAUUGGUUGUUAAAAACAAGGAUGCUGUGUUCCACCUCAUUUAACUGGUCUAAACUGUAAGCCUGCUGGGAUUGAGGAAAAGGUUUUGCAUUCUUCACUGCCUCAUUUUGUGUUGAGUGGAGUUAAAUUUCCUCCGUCGGACGGAUCUAGCCAUCAUUACCGUUCCAGUAUUUAUGGCAAAUAAUAAAUUCCCAUCUGACCAGUCA
This is a messenger RNA of Paramormyrops kingsleyae, 5542 nucleotides long. The record is from RefSeq and is a predicted model, not a curated record. NCBI's taxonomy places the organism in Eukaryota, Metazoa, Chordata, Actinopteri, Osteoglossiformes, Mormyridae.